UCAUUUUCUGCCCCCAAAAGGAAAAAUGUUUCGCCCGUAAUUUCUCUCUCUUUGGCGCUAACGAUCUUCUCGACGGCCCUUUCCCUGAAAACACAGAAACCGAUGACAGCUUCAUCGUUCCCUCCGGCGGCCAUGCCGAUGGAGCUCUAGCCCGGCGUUCUCCGCCCCACUGACUCUCCGGAUCUCCCCCACGCCGUCGAUGCCUCUGUUGUUUGAGUGCCGGCAGGUACUCAGAUUCUCUUGGUGUGAUGCUGGAUUUGAGCUCUGUGUCAGUCGAGAUCUGCGUCAAUUUACUCUGCUGCUCCAAGUGAGCGAAGUGAAGUACUUAGUCGGAGUUGCUGCAGUAGCCGACAGUAGCGUUUCUGCGCCGCUAUAGGUCUCAGUUGUUUCUCCCUUUUGCCGCAAAUGUUCAUUCGAUUAGCUCACACCCAAGAUCUUCACUUGCGUGGAUGGAAUGAAGGGGGUCUGAAUUGAGCUGAGCCCAUAGGAUGAGGACCCGGAGGCUGUCGGUUGUACCAGUGCCCCCAGAAACUCCGCAGCCGGGACAACGUAAUAGUAGCAGCAGCAGUGAGCCCAGUUCUCCCUCAAGUCCAUCAAGUCCACUAUCGGUUGAAGCUAUCUCAGCCUUGCAGCUUGAAUCUAAUGGUGGUACUAAGAGAAAGAGAGGGAGGGGGCCCACUCUAAUGCGUGAUCUUUGGGGCCUGCAAGAUGAUGAGCGUAAAGUCGUUUCCUUCAAUAGCUUCGGACAGCCCAAUGACCCGGAAAACUCCAGCAAAUUAGCAAAUUUCUUGGGCACAAUAGCACGCGAUGGUACACAUGCGCCACUCCAUUAUUUGACAUGGAGGAAGAUGCCUGGGCACCAUAAAGAAGAAAUGGUCAAGUUAGUGAAGUUGAAGUUUGAAAUUCCUGCUGGGGAUGAAGACUUUAUCCUGAGGUCUAUUUCUAAGAAGUGGAGGAACUGGAAGAGCACAGUUAAGAAAAUGUAUUUUGAUCCAAUGCUAUCCGUUGAGGAGCAACUGCAAAAUGUUCCAGAUAGAGUGGAAGCAGAUCAAUGGAAAGAGCUUCUAACAUAUUGGUCAUCUGAAGUAGGGAAGGAUGCUAGCAAAAGAAAUAAAGAGAUUCGAAAACGACAGAAAAUGGUACACCGCAUGGGGACAAGAAGCUUUGCUGUCAUUAGGGAGAUUACGCAAGAAAAGUUAGGUCGUGAUCCAUCACGUGCCGACAUGUUCAUGACUUGUUACGCAAAGUCAGAUGGAACUCCUGUAAAUGAGGUGGCUGGUGAAAAAAUCGAGAAAAUGAAAGAAAUUCUUGCCCAAGAUGCGCAGGGUUCAACGAGUGUGGAUGGUAAUGAUGUGUACACAAAAGUCAUGGGAAAAGAUAAGCCUGGAUUUCUUCGCAUCUAUGGCUUGGGAGUGUCGGAUUCUGAUGUUCGGGGCUCCAUGCCUAGCCGUUCAAAAUGUUAUACCAUGGCCAUGAAAUAUAAAUCAGCAUUGGAGAGUAUUGAGCGGCAGUAUGGGGAACUGAAUAAGAAGCUUGAGGUAUUGCAAAGUAGAGAGAACAGUGGUAAUCCAGCUAACUCUGGUGUCCAAACUGCAUCUAUGAACCACCAGAAUCACUUCUUGGCUUCAACAUCUGACAGUAGGGCUCUUCAGGUGCCAAUCUCUUGUGAAGCUUUCUGGUCGUCACAACUUGUGGAGGUCUUCUGCAAGUUAUGCAUUGAACGAAUCGAUAGAGGUCAAUGCCCAGGGACCCAAUUCACUGAAAAAAUGUGGGAAAUUAUAGCCAGUAAGUUUGAGGUGCAAACUGGUAGGAAAUAUGACAAAGAUCAGUUGCAAAGCAAGUGGAAUAGUCUCAAGGGUGAGUGGGAAAAAUGGAAGCAGCUUAUCGAUGGUGAAACAGAGCUGGGAUGGGACUCGCAGAAGAAGACUGUCAAUGCAACUGAUGAAUGGUGGGUGCGAAAAAUUCAGCUGAAUCCAGAAUUUAGGAGCUUCAGAACGGAAGGGAUCCCGCCGGACUUGGAGGUGCUGCUAGAUAGAAUGUUCAUGAACGUCGUUUCCACUGGAUAUAUUCCAUGGGUCCCAUCCCAAGACACGCCUCCUAACUUCAACGAUGAUGACAUGUCCAACUACAAUGAUGAAGACAUGUCCAACUACAAUGACGUUGUGCCUUCAGAUAGCGGCGAUGACAACUUAAAUGAUAACAAGGAUGUUGGAGAAAGUAUUGGCGAGUUGGGUUCGAAGAAGGCCAAGAAACAGGUGGAGCUGAACAGACUUAGCAGUAGAUUGAAAGGAAAGAAGAAGAAGAAGAAGAAAUUACAAGGGACUUCUAAGCGCAGCAAGCAGCUAGAUAGGCUCUAUUCGGCUGUCGAGAGUAAGAGCAUUAUCCCAUCGCAGAUUCCUCCGGAGCCAUUGGAUCCGAGCCAUGUUACAUAUAGCGAGAUCAUGGAGAUGUUAGGCACGAUGCCUGAGAUCGAGCAGAAUGAUGAGCUCCACUUCUUCGCAUUGGAUCACCUGAAGGACAGGCUGAACCAGAUGAUAUUCAAGAACCUGAAGAGCAGCGAGAAGAGGGUCAACUGGCUCAAGCACGAGUUCAAGAAGCAGAAUCACAGGUAGAUCAUUCUGCUUUGUGAGGCUGAGUGAGCAGGUGUCUUUCUCUGAUGUUCGGGUCUUUGUAUUUCGCGGUUGACAAUGUGUAUGCAUUCUGGAGAUAAGUCUCAAGCAGCUAGCUAUUGUUGCGACCUGUAAAUUAUCUUUUAUCAGGGUAGCUAUAAAUGUGCUAUGCCACGGGUGAACUCUCUUGGUAUCCGAGAUGGUGAGAAUUGUAAGAUGUGUUGAUUUCUGCCAAGUUUGAGUUUAAUAUGUGUCGUAUUUGUAUCUAAAUUGAUUAAAUUGCAUGAUUA
Punica granatum (pomegranate) is the source of this 2899-nucleotide messenger RNA. The record is from RefSeq and is a predicted model, not a curated record. NCBI's taxonomy places the organism in Eukaryota, Viridiplantae, Streptophyta, Magnoliopsida, Myrtales, Lythraceae.